This is a messenger RNA of Amoebophrya sp. A120, 575 nucleotides long. The record is from the annotation of a GenBank genome assembly. Lineage: Eukaryota; Dinophyceae; Syndiniales; Amoebophryaceae.
AGCAGCUACUUUAUGCACUGCAAAAGUGAAAAUAUCGUACUAGUAAAAAUCGCAUGACAAAUUUCCUCAGCAUUAGAAAUGCGUUUUGUAAUGCGGAUUUCACUUGACAAAGAGAUUUGUAAUGCAUAAAUGCGAUUAGUACGAGUGCGAUAGUUUUGCGAUGCAUAUGCUUCGAACCUUGGCGAUUUCCGCACCGAGGGACGGAUUACUCCAGCGGGCGCUCUGCCGGUACCUGGAAAUCAUUUUCACCCACUUAGACGAGGAGCACGAUUUGUGCAACGCCGAUUUCGGGACGAAGACGAGCAACGACGAGAGGGACGCGAUUUUACCGGGUGUGUACGCGAUGAACCAGCUGUGCAAGCUGUGCAUGAGCAUGAAUUUAUCCAUGACCGAACUUUUGUCCGUGGUGGACGAUUUGAACCUGGUCCGCGCGGGCCUCUUCCUCGACGCUCCGUUCGGGGAAAACGAGACGAAAAUAGGAAUGAACGGGCCGAUUACGAAUGCGAACGAGAAGAAAAAGAAGAUGAAGGAGCAGCUGCUAGGCAUGCAACAAUUGCAGAUGAUGAGUAACGAGC